Messenger RNA from Pseudoliparis swirei, 3546 nucleotides. It is a transcript of the gene recql, whose product is annotated as RecQ helicase-like. The record is from RefSeq and is a predicted model, not a curated record. The transcript has 15 exons. Gene Ontology annotation, cellular component: cytoplasm; chromosome. Gene Ontology annotation, biological process: double-strand break repair via homologous recombination. Lineage: Eukaryota; Metazoa; Chordata; Actinopteri; Perciformes; Liparidae. Bases 300 to 2729 code for a protein of 809 amino acids. Gene Ontology annotation, molecular function: ATP binding; nucleic acid binding; 3'-5' DNA helicase activity.
CUAGAUUAUACAUCAAGCAUAUAUGAGAUACGUUGUUUCAAUUUAAUAUAUAAAAAAACGAGCCAUGGUUAAAAGUGUGACAAUCCUGCAGCAGGAGCUGGCAUUGUUAGGCAUCCUUGACAGACGUUACGGAGGGAUAAUAGUAGCCCGCCACAUCAGGCGCGGACUGACUGACGAGCUUCUUCUUUUUGCUGUAGCAACCCGAAGUGUUCGGAGUCCCCGACAGGAACGGGGACGAAGCCGCUCACUGGGAAUCAUAGCACCUCGUCUGAAGAUUGGCUCCUUGCCCAGAAAGAGAUAUGGAUGGAACUAAUGAUGUGCAGGCGGAGCUGGACUCGGUGGAGGCGGAGCUAGAGUUGGUGGAGCUGCAGAUCUCAGAUCUCCUGCAGAAGCAGACGGAACUGACGGGUCGUAAAGAUGCGCUGCUGCUGCGGCUGCAGGACGUCUGUGUCGCUGCGCAACCGUCGUCCUCAAAGUCACCUGGAGCUCCUCCAGGGCUCAGCAAGCAGGAGAUGCAGCUCUAUGAUGGCACAGACUUCCCAUGGUCCAAAGAAUUGGAGCAGCACCUGAAGGACUCGUUCCAUCUCUCCACCUUCCGCCCGCUGCAGCUGAGGGCCAUCAACCUGACCAUGUCGGGCAGAGAACUGUUCCUGGUGAUGCCCACGGGAAGAGGAAAGAGCCUCUGCUACCAGCUGCCUGCAGUCUGCUCCAAGGGUUUCACGUUGGUCGUCAGCCCCCUGGUGUCCCUGAUGGAGGACCAGAUCAUGUACCUGAAGUCCAUCGACGUGCCAGCGGUCAUGCUGAAUGCGUCCAGUAGCAAGGAGCACGCCAAGAUGGUCAUGGCUGGCAUGACGGAUCCCAAAGCCCCUUUCAAGCUGCUGUACGUGACUCCGGAGAAGAUCGCCAAGAGCAAGCUGCUCAUGUCCCGUCUGGAGAAGGCCCACAACGCGGAGCUGCUGAGUCGGAUUGCGGUGGACGAGGUUCACUGCUGCAGUCAGUGGGGACACGACUUCCGACCAGACUAUAAACUGCUGGGCAUCCUGAAGAGGCAGUUCCCCAACGUCCCCCUGCUGGGACUCACAGCCACGGCAACCAGCAGUGUUCUAAAGGACUGCGAGAAGAUCCUGUGUGUGCCACAGCCAAUCACAAUGUCGGCGUCCUUCAACCGGACCAAUCUCUACUACGAGGUUCGUGUAAAAGAUUCCAACUAUGAUGCGUCAAUAAGUGACAUUGCCUCUCUGAUCAAGAACAGAUACAAGGAUCAGUCAGGGAUCGUGUAUGUGUUCUCUCAGAAGGAUGCAGAGUCGGUGUCCUCUGCGCUCCAGACGAGUGGCGUCCUGGCCUUCCCCUACCACUCUCACAUGGAAGCCGACGAUAAGUCUCGCGUUCAUCGCAAAUGGACCGCCAACAAAAUCCAGGUGGUGGUAGCCACGGUGGCGUUCGGUAUGGGCAUCGACAAGCCUGACGUCAGGUUUGUCAUCCACCACACCAUCAGCAAGUCCAUCGAGAACUACUACCAGGAGAGUGGGCGCGCAGGUCGAGACGACCGUCCGGCAGACUGCAUCCUCUACUUUGGCUUCUCCGACAUCUUCCGGAUCAGCACCAUGGUGGUGAUGGAGAACGUGGGUCAGCAGAAGCUGCUGCAGAUCGUGGACUACUGCCAGAAUGUCGACAGGUGUCGGCGCUCCCUCAUGUCCGUUCAUUUCGACGAGGUGUGGGACGAUGAAGGAUGCAACCAGAUGUGUGACGCCUGCCGCCAUACGAAAGACUACACCACGGUGGACAUUACCCAGCAUGCCAAGGAGGUGGUCCAAAUUCUAGAGCUGGCGGCGUCGGCGGAUGAGAAGCUGACUCCGCUGAAGCUGGUGGAGGCCUGGAUGGGCAAAGGCCCCGCCAAGCGCAGGAAGAUGAUCCAGACCACCAGCCUGAGUCGGCUGCAGGCUGAAGCUGUGGUUGUGAUGCUGCUACUGAAGGGAUACCUCAGGGAGGAUUUCAGCUUCACGCCGUACACCACCUACUUCUACAUGAAGCUGGGCCGCAAAGCUCCUCUCCUGAAGGUCCAGACUCACUCACUCAGCAUGAAGAUGGGGUCGACGGGGACGGAGGCCGCUGCGGACACAUCGGCCAAUGAGGAGGAGGAGUGUGAUGUGACCUUUGGCCACGUUGUCACGGACCGCAGCUGUCCCCCACCCCCCCGACAGAAAGUACGUAAAGAGCAGAGGAACCGGUCCAGGAAGCAGAAGCGGCCGUCUGGGCGACCCGGAGAGGAAGAGGGGCGGAGCUUCAUCUCUCCCCGACGUGGAAUCGAGGUCGACGUUGAAAUAAUAAACAUUGUAGAUGACGGCGACGGUCACGGAACGCCGCCCCGUCCCGUUGAGCCGUGUUCCAAACGCAAAGCCGGCACCCCGCAGAGAGCGAGGGGCGGCGGGCCGCGCGCCGACUCGCCCGCCGACUCGCCCGCCGGCUCGCCGUCCCUCGCCUCCGUCAUCUCCGAGACGGCCGCCGAGGAGCUCUGCGACCUGCGGAGCUACUACAGGAAGCAGCUGAGGAGGAUCAACCACGUUUCCCACGAGCACCUGGGGGGGCGGCGGCCCUCGGAGCCGGGCGUGCUGUCGUGCAUCAGGGAGCCGCUGAGGAGCCUCCGGCUGCCCCGCCGGGUCAGCAUCGCCCACACGGCCCGCAGCCUGUGGACCCGGGUGAGCGGCCGGAGGAAGCCGGGCCCCCGCUGACGGAGGUUCACGAAUCAAUAAUCUGUGUUUCUCCUACAAAGCUUCUAAAGUCACCAGAUGGGCUUUUCCUGACCCAUUUGUACAUCACAAGUUAACGUUUAAAUCCCUCCGGUUCGUGUUGAACUUAUGUCGCACUAUCUACCCGACGACACGGGGAACAGGAAGUGGAGACACGCCGACUCAGUUCCAGGUUGUGGGACUCGUUUGGGACCCAAUGGGGUUCUGCUGAAGCCCGACCCGACCCGACCCAACCCUCAGACGCCACCAGACGAGAUGAAUAGGAACGAUGUGGCGAGCUUGUGAGACAAAGCACCGUCUUUAAACUUGUUCAACUUCAGAAGCUGAACAUUCUGCAUACUUUCAGCUACAGGCACCAUUUAAACUUCAAAAUGUUGGCAAAACCUUUAAGAUUAUUACUGUGUGAUUAAACCUUUGUUAUAUCUGUUAUACUUUGUUUAACCGUCGCCGUUUUUUAUAUUUAAUGCUUUUUUUUCUGACCUUUUUGUAAUUUGAAAUGAGAGUGGCUCGCACAGAGCGUGAGUGGAGCUUCAGAAUCAUGUGAGAAAUAUAUUUGUAUUUUUGUGAAUCAAAACAUAGAAAAAUGUGUUUUAUGUCGGAUAUUUUGAAGAAAACCAGAAGGAAAAUACUAUAUUUUUUUCUGUGUGUCGGCGCCAUCGAGCUCCAUUAAACCGACGUCAAUGAGCCUCCACACGGUACUUUAUUCUGACCCAAUCACACAUACUCUCUGGAGCACCACAUGGGGAUUCAUCCGCUGCUGAAAAUAUUCCAUAUUCCCCCAAUAAAACGUCCUUCGUCA